This is a messenger RNA of Pipistrellus nathusii (Nathusius's pipistrelle), 1041 nucleotides long. The record is from the annotation of a GenBank genome assembly. NCBI's taxonomy places the organism in Eukaryota, Metazoa, Chordata, Mammalia, Chiroptera, Vespertilionidae.
AUGGGGCCCUGCAGCAGCCCAGGCCUGGGGCUGGCGGGGGCAGGGUCGCCCUCCCAGCCCGCCAAGAGGAGGAAGAAGCGGUACCUGCGGCAUGACAAGCCUCCCUACACCUACCUGGCUAUGAUCGCCCUAGUGAUCCAGGCCGCACCUUCCCGCAGGCUGAAGCUGGCCCAGAUCAUCCGCCAGGUGCAGGCCGUGUUCCCCUUCUUCAGGGACGACUACGAGGGCUGGAAGGACUCCAUCCGUCACAACCUCUCCUCCAACCGCUGCUUCCGCAAGGUACCCAAGGACCCUGCGAAGCCCAAGGCCAAGGGCAACUUCUGGGCGGUGGACGUGAGCCUGAUCCCCGCCGAGGCGCUGCGGCUGCAGAACACAGCGCUGUGCCGGCGCUGGCAGGGCAGGGGCGCGCGGGGAGCCUUCGCCAAGGACCUGGGCCCCUACGUGCUGCACGGCCGGCCCUACCGGCCGCCCAGGCCGCCCCGGGCCCCCAGCCCCCCGCGGCCACCCAGCGAGGGCUUCAGCAUCAAGUCCCUGCUGGGGGACCCCGGGGAGGGCGCGCCCCCAAGGCAGGAGGAGGGGGAGCCCUCUGAGCGGCCGAGGUGGCCCCCCGGCCGGCUCCCGGGGGUCCUGAGGCCGGAGGGGGAGCCUUCCCAGGGGAGAGCCAGCGGGCCGCCGCCCCUCCGCCCUGAGCCCAGGGCCUGGCCUCUCCACUUCCUGCAGGGCACCUCCGACACCGGGGCUCACGGGGCUUCGCUUUGGGGGCAGCUCCCCACCUCCUACCUGCCCAUAUACACCCCCAACGUGGUGGUGCCCUUGGCACCGCUCCCACCCGCCUCCUGCCCCCAGUGCCCGCCCCCAUCCAGCCCAGCCUACUGGGGGGUGGCCCCCAAAACCCACGGCCCCCAGGGGCUGCUCUGGGAUCUAGACGCCCUGUUCCAGGGGGUGCCACCCAACAAGAGCAUCUACGAUGUGUGGGUCAGCCAUCCCAGAGAGCUGGCUGCCCCCACGCCAGGCUGGCUGCUCUCCUGGUGCAGCCUGUGA